Molecule: messenger RNA, 466 nt
Organism: Staurois parvus
Lineage: Eukaryota; Metazoa; Chordata; Amphibia; Anura; Ranidae
Source: the annotation of a GenBank genome assembly
AGCUGUGACACUUUUUGUUUUUGUCCUUUUUUUAAUUAAAUAUCUUUCCAUAUACGUUUAUGUUGGGUUAUGAGGCUAUUUUUUAUCACUGUCUUCUUGUUUUACCUGCCCAGUGCUUAACCUCCCUGGCGGUAUUCCCGAGUGUAGCUCGGGGUAAAAUUUCAGUACCAAAAGCGGUAACCCCGAGCUACACUCGGGCUUACCAUGCGGCGUUGCUCAGGGAGUCCCUGCAGCACUUACUUUGUCCUUCGCUCCCACGAUGUGUCCCCUGCAGCAUCCUUGGCUAUCUCCUCCGGCCGAUGCCGGCAUCCGGCUUCCGUGUUUCGGUCCCUGUGACUUCGGGACGUAUGGGCGCCGGAACCAGCGGCAAAUUUGAAAUUUUUUAAAAAUGUCAUUUUUUUAAAAUGAUUAUUUUGUCCCUACUGAUUUGUCCUGUGCCCUGCCUGCAUUUUGACUGUUCUUUCUG